Messenger RNA from Stomoxys calcitrans (stable fly), 1022 nucleotides. It is a transcript of the gene Chchd2, whose product is annotated as coiled-coil-helix-coiled-coil-helix domain-containing protein 2. Gene Ontology annotation, biological process: mitochondrion organization. The transcript is spliced from 2 exons. Gene Ontology annotation, cellular component: nucleus; mitochondrion. NCBI's taxonomy places the organism in Eukaryota, Metazoa, Arthropoda, Insecta, Diptera, Muscidae. The record is from RefSeq and is a predicted model, not a curated record. The coding region runs from base 140 to 604 and encodes 154 amino acids.
AUUGAAGCCGAAGUUGCCAAACAGAAACAAAAACUCAAAGCGACAACAACAUCGUGAACUUGGUGAAAAAAAUUUCAAGUGCAUAACUUAAUUGAACCUUUAACACAAGUUAAACAGUUUAUAAACAAAUCUUAUAAAAAUGGUUAGACGUGGACGUUCUGCAAGCCCCCCACCAGCCUCAAGAAGGAGUGCUCCUGCACCAGCACCAUCUCAAAAUGUCCCAGCUCGCGCAGCUCCUCCAGCCCAACCACCAGCACCCGUGCAGGCUGCUCCCUCUGCUGUAGGAGCCCCACAGCAGCCAUCCAUGUUCCAGCAAAUGGCUGCAACGGCCGGUGGUGUCGCUGUAGGCUCAGCCAUUGGACAUACUGUCGGCCAUGGUCUUACCAGCCUUUUCAGCGGAUCCGGUGAUAAGGAGGCGGCAGCACCAGCACCCGCCGCUGCUGCACCAGCUCAACAAUACGGCUCGCCGGCAAACGAACCACAAGGACCAUGCAGCUGGGAAAUUAAACAGUUUUUGCAAUGUGCUCAAGGACAAUCGGAUUUGACAUUGUGCGAAGGUUUCAAUGAGGCCUUGCGUCAGUGCAAAGCUCAACAUCAUAUCUAAAGUUUAAGAGCAGCAGUAUAUUGUUAGAAAAUUGGGGGAGAUUUAACAAAUUUCCCAUCUGUAUACAGCGUUCCUCUCGAUAUUUUGUGGAUUGAAAUGUUUUAAUUUCUUGCACUUAAUUUUCAUAAAAAAAGAAGAUGUAUAUUUGUUGAGUUUAAUAAUCAGUUUAAUAUUUUAGUUAAACAAAUUUUUCGUUUUUAAAAAAAUAGUUAUUAUUAUUGUAUUUUUAAUUUUACAAUAGUUUUUUGUUCUAUAGAAUAAAACAGAAAACAAACAAAAAAAAAGGAUAUGUACUAAAAUCAGAUUUAUAACACAUAAUAAAACAUCGAAAAAGGGGUAACAAUGGUGGUCCGAGAACAAAGCAUGCAUUCAUACAUAUGGAUUGCCUUACCAUUGCUCGUGCAAAGUUUAGUCAGAA